This is a messenger RNA of Cercospora beticola, 1096 nucleotides long. RefSeq lists its product as uncharacterized. NCBI's taxonomy places the organism in Eukaryota, Fungi, Ascomycota, Dothideomycetes, Mycosphaerellales, Mycosphaerellaceae. The record is from RefSeq and is a predicted model, not a curated record.
UCCAUCGGGGCCGUAUUGUACUGUCUCACAUGAAGACGGCUGGGAGACCAGAUCCAAGACCGCGAGGCAAUGAUGACGACGACAUUGCAGACGAAUAGCACAGCAACAAGUUGCAUGUGCAUGCAUGCCUCACACUGACUUGCUACAGCAUGACAAUAUUUUGAGAUAUAAGUGAUGCCUUCCGAAGGCUUAAAGAUCAGAGAUAUUUCACCCGCGAUCACGACGUUCACAACACCCUUCAAUCGCUUCGCACCUCUAGGCCGCUCCCUUCCGACCUUCGUAGCAGUCGGCAACCGCGCCAGUGCGAUCCGACUCCAAGAUGGACGCGUCCUCCUGCUAAAUCCUAUCAAGCUCGAGCCUAGUAUACAACACAAGCUAGAAGAGUUAGGCGGCGUACAUUUGCUAGCAUGCGACCUUGGUCACCACAUGUACGUUGCAGAUUACCUCAAGAUAUGGCCAAACGCGAAGACCAUAGGCGUCCCAGGCCUCGCUGGCAAGAGGAAGGACGUAGACUGGGAUUUCAUAUACUCGGAGAGAAAUCAGAAAGUUGAAGACGUGUUGGGCUUCGCAGAAGAUAUGGAGACCGUUCUCUUCGAAGGUUUCACCACGUACUGCAUCGCUUGGUUCCACAAGCCGACCAAGACAUUGUUCCAAUCAGAUCUUCUCAUGAACUUGCCAUGCUACGAGCAAUAUGACACGAGUUCUGCUUCGAAAGGACCUGGAUCGUGGGCUUUUGCUCAAGUGGCGCAUGCGAGAUCGAACUGGUUCAGGAGAUUGAUUUGGUACAUUGCGACUGUAGACUAUUUGCUUAUGAGGAGGGAUGCGAAACUGGUCGCUGAGUGGAAUUUUGAGCGCAUUGUUCCCUGUCACGGUGAUGUUCUGGAUGAGCGAGGGACUGAUGCAUGGAAGGAGGCCUACAAGUGGUUCCUUCAGGGUGACUCACGGCCUGGUGUAUAUCGGUCGCUUGUGGAUCGCUUGCAGUUCAUGAAGCUGAUACGAUGGAUCUUCCUCAUGUGAGGAGCGGCAUUUUCGCGAUGCACUUUCCUGUGACCUGAUGGCGACUAGGAGUGGAAGGCGCCAGGCGAGUCCAAUCCAC